AUGCUUGACUGCCGAGCAGAAGCCGGCCCAAACCGCGUAUGGGCCAAAUAUCCAGUCUCGGCCACUUCAUAUACGGAAGGCUUCCAAGCGGCGACUUACAGCGAGAUGCGUACUGCUGUUAAUCGCGCUGCCCACCUUUUGUGCGAUGCGCUUGGUGAGAGCGAGACAUUCGAAACCUUGGCCUAUCUCGGCCCCAAUGAUCUGCGCUACCACAUUUUUCUCGUGGCUGCUAUCAAAACGGGAUAUAAGAUGUUCUUUCCUUCACCUCGUAAUAGUAUUGUAGCUCAAAAGGAGCUUCUAGCACGCACCGAAUGCAAAACUCUCUUAACGCCCGACCCGGAACCACCGAUGGUGACCAGUCUCUUACGUGAGAGUCCCAUGAAUACGAUACGAAUUCCGUCACUCGAAGAGUUAUUCAUGAAUGAUGCCUCACUCGUCCCCUAUCCCUAUAUUCACGGGCAGAAAUCCCUCGACGUGGUUCGAGAUCAGCCCGUCCUCGUCCUGCAUACUUCAGGGUCCACAGGUCAGCGAAUUGCCGGCAUCGGAUGGGGCUUUGUUCUCCCCUUGUUCAAAGACAGCAUCCCGGUACUCCCUCUGCCUGGUCGACCACCAUCGACUGAUGGUUUCUUGGAAGCUGUACGAUACGGCCACUUUGCAUGGGCUUUCGUCUUACCCAUCAUCAUUGAUGAGCUCACCAGUAGUCCGGAGGCGCGGGUUCUGGUCUCAGAAAAAUUGAAGUACCUCUUCUACACUGGUGGUGCUCUGCCCCCAAGCGCCGGAGAGCGUGCUGUCGCUGCAGGAAUCCAAGUCUAUUCAGGCUUGGGGUCAAGUGAGUGUGGAGCUUUGCCUCAAGUCCGGAGCGUUGACGACCAUCUCCAUCCGCCAUCCGAAACAUGGCGGUAUCUGCAUUUCAAUCCAGCGAUGCUAGCAGAAUUUCGGCAUCGUAUGGAUGACUUGCAUGAGCUGGUAGUACGUCGAUCCUCCACGCAUGCUGAUGCCCAACCGGUGUUUGCCCUCUUUCCAGAUCUUGAAGAAUUUGAGACGCACGACUUGUUCAGUCCACAUCCAGACUUACCAGACCUGUGGAUGCAUCGUGGUCGUCGAGACGACCUUAUUGUCCUGCUCAAUGGCGAGAAGACGAACCCCAUUUCCUUCGAGGCUGAGAUCACUGCCCAUCCCGACGUGCGUGGUGCGCUAGUAGCUGGCAAUAAGCGUAUUGAGGCUUGUCUCAUCGUGGAGCCGGUUCCAGAAGCACUGCAACAGGCGACAGAUGAUACUCCAGCCAAGGACUAUUUUAUUAAUAAGAUCUGGCCUACCGUUGAGGAAUCGAAUCACCAUUGCCCAGCGCAUGCUCGGAUCGCCCGAUCCAUGAUCCUUAUACUUGAUCCAGACAUGCCCAUGUUGCGAGCUGGAAAAGGCACUAUACAACGCGCCGGGACUCUACAAUUAUACGCAGAGCAUAUUGAGGCGCUCUAUAUAGAGAAGGAAUUACCAACUCCGCCUGCUAUACCACUUAGUCGUGAAUCCGUUACUUCCACCCUGCGAUCAAUAGUGGCCGACAUCACAGGAUGGUCUGAACUCCAGGACGACGUCGACUUUUUCGAUCAAGGUAUGGACUCGCUUCAGCUGUUGCGACUAAGUCCCGCUAUUCGCUCACGUCUCGGUGUUUCCAUCUCUCCUUCCGUCAUUUAUAGCAACCCUUCAGUUGCUCUCUUGAUCACGAAGAUCUGCCAGGAUACUAUGGCAGAUACCGAACAAGAUCAAACAAUCCUAAUCCAAGAGAUACUGCAGCAAUAUAAGCAGCAGAUUGAUCAUCUUGCGUCAGAGCCUACAAAGGCAUCACCUGAGCCUAAUCGUCCAGCCACAAAGACUGUCAUUCUCACUGGCUCUACCGGCACAGUGGGGUCCUUUGUGCUAGGGCAGCUGUUGAAUGAUCCUGAAGUCGCGCAUAUAUACUGCCUCAACCGAUCAACCGAUUCCGAAUCAUUGCAGAUAACCAGAAAUCUCAAGCGAGGAAUUCAUACCCCUCUCGACGCAGACCGGGUGACUUUCCUCACAGUCGAUCUUACAGGUUCAUCCUAUGGUCUGGACACCUCCGCACUCGAAACCUUGGUGGGCGAAACAACACAAAUUAUCCACAGCGCCUGGCCAGUCGACUUCAACCAACCACUAUCCUUCUUCCAGCCUAGUCUUCAAGCCCUAGUAAACCUCAUCACAUUCGCCAGCCAGGCAAAACACAACCCACCGCUCCUCUUUCUCUCAUCAAUCAGCGCCGUCAGCUCUGCUACCGGUCUGAUCCCAGAAGAGACUCUUCCAGAUCUGACCUCUCCCGCUCCAAUGGGCUAUGGCCAAAGCAAGUACCUCGCAGAACGGAUUCUUGCCCACGCAGCAACAGCCUUGCCACACCUACGUCUAGGUGUAGCGCGCAUCGGCCAAGUCUCAGGUCGAGCUCGCGGCCCAGAAGGAGCCUGGGCACGAACUGACUGGUUGCCCAGUUUGGUCGUUAGCUCACGAUAUCUGGGCGCUCUGCCGGAUUCACUGGGUGGUGGCCGGAUGGAAGCAAUUGACUGGGUUCCUGUUGAUGACCUUGCUGUGAUUCUGGUCGAGCUCUCCGAAGCUUUGAGCACAGGAUCGGGUGCGUUGUCCGUCUUUCAUUGUGUCAACCCGGAGGCCAUUACCUGGCAAGAUUUAGUCCCGGCUACUGUUGAGGAAUUAUCGACCCCGGAGAAGAACCUGGUGACUGUCACCUUUGAGGAGUGGUUGGAGCGACUGCAAAAUAGCGCCGCUGAGCUUGAUCGGGACGAAGUGAAGUUAGACGAGUUCUUUGCUCAUAAUCCUGCGGUGAAGUUACUAGAUUUUUAUCAGCAGCUUCUUGUCGACAGUGGGGAUAAAGGAAAUGGUGGCAGAUUGGCACUUGAUAAAUCUGUGUGCGUGAGCCAAGCUCUGUCUGGUCUGCGUCCUGUCCAGCCGGAGUGGAUGCACAGGUGGAUUGGCGAAUGGGUCGACAAUUGA
This is a messenger RNA of Penicillium cataractarum, 3012 nucleotides long. RefSeq lists its product as uncharacterized. Gene Ontology annotation, molecular function: phosphopantetheine binding. Lineage: Eukaryota; Fungi; Ascomycota; Eurotiomycetes; Eurotiales; Aspergillaceae. The coding region runs from base 1 to 3012 and encodes 1003 amino acids. The transcript is spliced from 3 exons. The record is from RefSeq and is a predicted model, not a curated record.